Molecule: messenger RNA, 1052 nt
Organism: Guyanagaster necrorhizus
Lineage: Eukaryota; Fungi; Basidiomycota; Agaricomycetes; Agaricales; Physalacriaceae
Exons: 4
Coding region: 250-909 (219 amino acids)
Biological process (GO): regulation of DNA-templated transcription; DNA alkylation repair
Cellular component (GO): nucleus
Source: RefSeq, a predicted model, not a curated record
GUUAGGUCGAACCACGACGAGUGCUAAAGUGAGCAAUCCUACUUCAGGAUAAUAUGCGGCCCCGUCACUCACUUUUGUCCAUUUUCUCGUCAUGCUUGAUAACGCUUCCCUGGCAUCUAUGGCUAUGUUUUCCUACAUCCUUGAGAUCCGAGUAUACGACAUCUUCCUUUCGGUCUGAUUCUCAAACCAGACUCAGGAUAGAUUCGACGGCUAUUCGGUCCGCUAGCCGGGCCUUUUCCCGUAACCACGAUGGCAAGGCCUACACACUUUCUUUCCAUUCCCCUCGGCCAAACCCACUCGACUCUCCGCGCCAGGAUUGCUGAUUUCCACGCUACCCUCCGUCUUCCUCCGCCAGACUGCACGCUCCUCUUAGGCCCUCAACGCGUACACCUCACUCUCGGCGCCAUGAACCUCACUCCUGAAUCCCUCCCAACUGCCCUCGACCUUCUCUUCCGCCUCCCGACCCUCCUCCCACUCACAGCCGUGCCGCCAACCGUCACCCUCGACACUCUCGACGUCCUCAAAACAGAAUCCCGACGUCGCGCCCACGUCUUAUACGUUGGUCCGUCUCAGCCAGAGCCUCUGUUCACCCAGAUAAACAAAAUCUUCCGCGACGAAGGCCUCAUCACCGACACACGACCCCUCAAACUGCACAUGACCCUCAUGAACAGCACCAACCGGAGACCUAGGACCAGGCGCCCUCAGGCUUUCGAAUACGAUACUAUCCUGCAACAGGCUGGCGUGCUCGGAUGCUUCGGUGUGCAGGAGAGCAACUACACUGAGCUCCCGAUGACUGUUGCAAUGGGCUCGUAUGACGCGCCGAGAGUCCAUCUCUGUGAGAUGGGAAGCUGGGAUACGGACGGCGCGUAUGUUAGCUGUGGGAGCGCUCCAUUAUCGGCUGAUCCUUAAUCAACCCCGAGCGAUAUCUUGCCUCGCCUUGCAACAUUGGUUCAGGCCGGUUACCAUUUCCCAAGACCUGGACAUAACUUGAGUCAACAGUUCUGCAAGGUCGAGUCGAGGACUUUUGAAGCUUGGCGUUGUGCGAUAGUCUG